GGAAGGAGGGAGUCGGUGGGUAGAAAAUGAAGGGGUGGGGGGAAGAGAGGUGAGUAUAAAAGCCUUGCUGUGAGGAAUUAGGAAAUAUUCCUCAGGAGAAACAUACACACAGAGAGAUAUUUCCAAGACUUCUAACUCCACAGUUAUCUUCCAAGCAGACAGGCAGAUAAACCCCAACCCCCCCCCGACCAAGGAUGAGGAGCCUUCUUCAGUUUCUAGCACUCGCGGCUGCGAUCACUCUCUGUGUCUGCUUUGAGUCUCAUGAAAGCUCAGAAUCCGCAGAAGAUCUGUUCGUGCCUCCACACCAAGCCAACUCGUUCAUGACGCCACAGAGGGGCAACGUAUACAGCCCACCCAGCAGGAACGGCAACAACAACUACAACUUGAUGAGGACGGUGAAGUCUCCGGCGGAGAGGCGUGCAGAGACCUGCGAGGACUACUCUCCAUGCCGCUUCUACGCCUACCGCCAUGGUUUCCAGCAGGCCUGGCAGAGAUACUUUGGCUCCCGGACUCAACCUCAGCCUCAGAGACAGAGACAAGGAGCUGGGGGUCGCCGAUACUAAACUCUUGAGUUAUCUCUCUUGAGAUGAGUUAUCUCAUCUGUCACAGGGUUUGCAGAAUUAUCUCAUUAUUAAAUGAGUGCGCGUGCCUCCGUUCCACAUAACUUUUUAUAUAAUUUAUGUAGCUGUUUUUGUGGCCUCUUCUGGAGACACAUUUUAUAAACACAGAGGCCUCCAGCGUGGCUCAGCUGUUACAGUAACCCCAUCAUUAUACACAUGUAGAAAAUCACGGCCCAUCUCUCAUGUAAUCUCAGGAUAACUUUUAUCCACUAUUAUCACACCUCCCCGGCAUUUAUGAGCUUUGUGUGACGUGCUUGAAUGAAAUGUUUCGCUCACUAUCCACUUUCUUACAUUAUCCAUGUGUGUAUCCAGCCCAGCGCCGCUGUCACUGAUUGUUUCUAUUGCUUUGAUUUGAAAAAUAAAAUUCACUUUAUUGGGUUUUGUCUUAA
Messenger RNA from Larimichthys crocea (large yellow croaker), 1009 nucleotides. It is a transcript of the gene mgp, whose product is annotated as matrix Gla protein. Gene Ontology annotation, molecular function: calcium ion binding. The transcript has 5 exons. The record is from RefSeq and is a predicted model, not a curated record. NCBI's taxonomy places the organism in Eukaryota, Metazoa, Chordata, Actinopteri, Sciaenidae. The coding region runs from base 195 to 563 and encodes 122 amino acids. Gene Ontology annotation, cellular component: extracellular region.